This is a messenger RNA of Alternaria novae-zelandiae, 1584 nucleotides long. RefSeq lists its product as uncharacterized. Gene Ontology annotation, cellular component: mitochondrion. Lineage: Eukaryota; Fungi; Ascomycota; Dothideomycetes; Pleosporales; Pleosporaceae. The record is from RefSeq and is a predicted model, not a curated record. The transcript is spliced from 4 exons. Bases 1 to 1584 code for a protein of 527 amino acids.
AUGUCGGGCCUUGUCAAUAAGCCAACGAAAGCAGGCAAACCGAUCGAUCGCGAGGACAUAUUCAAGUACACGAACGGGAAUUUCUUAGCGAACGAGAAGAAAGCGGUUGAUCGCAGAUAUGUUACAUUCGAUCUAGAUCAGCUUUGCGACGUAGCUGCGACUACUGGUGGGCGGCACUCGCCCGUCUGCGCAAUCGACAAGAUGGAAGGAGGGUUCAGCAAAGCACUUCUUCUACGCAAGGAAGAUGGCAGCGAGAUCGUUGCGAAGAUACCCUUUCCUAUCGCAGGACCACCAAAGUACACCACGGCGUCGGAGGUGGCUGUUCUCAAAUACCCACCGAAAGUUCUAGCAUGGAACGCUGAUCGGUCAAACCCGGUUGGGGCUGAGUACAUUAUCAUGGAAAAGGCUCCUGGGGUUCAGCAAUUCGAAGUGUGGGGAAACUUGAAUGACUGGGAGCGAUACAAAUUCUUUGGCCAAUUGACCGAAUACGAAAAACAGAUGGCUGAAAUCCAGUUCCCAGCGAGUGGAAGUCUUUACCUUUUGGAGUCAAUGACGGAGGGCGACAGACACGUCGCGCUGGGCCACGAGGCUGACCCUGUGGGAGAGUUCUGCAUAGGCCCCUCAUGCGAGCGAGGAUGGCAUACUACGGAAGCAUUAGCAAGUGCAAGCCCUCGAUUUGAUCGGGGGCCGUGGCCGGAUUUGUCUUCGUAUGGGACUGCUCUCGUCGAAGGAGAGCUCGCAAUCCUGCAAAAGCGCACUUCCGAUGAAACGUUUGAUUCACCGCGAGGAACUCUCGACGAGCAGAUCGAUACUCUUAAUAUGACCAAAGAGGUCAUGUCUCGACUGAACGACCGCACACUCAUCGGGAAAGUUUCCGAGCCGGUGCUAUGGCACACAGACCUCCAUAUGGGCAACAUAUACGUGUCAGGGCGGAUGCCACCACAAAUCUCAUCAAUCAUCGACUGGCAGUCCAUUGUAGUCUCGCCGCUGUUCUUGCAAGCACGAUUUCCGAAAUUUCUUACUGUCGAUGAAGACUACAAAUUGGGUGCUAUGAAGCUUCCAGACCCGCCGCCUGAUCUAGACAAAAUGGAUGCUAAAGAUAGGGAGCUGGCCGAGUACAAGUUUGAGCAAGCUAAACAAGCAAAGGUGUACGAAGUCAGUAGCGCAGCCACGAAUAUGCGGGCUUGGAGGUGUUUGCUGAUAUCAUCGUUCCUCCGCGACCUCUUCACUCGGUGCGGAGAAGUCUCGGAAGAGGGCGAGAUACCACUUCGCGCGUGUCUCCUCCUGGUUGCUGAUCUAUGGGACGAAAUUGGCUUCGAAGGCGAAUGUCCGCUCAACUUCAGCGAAGAGGAUGUGCAAAGGCUUGAGCAACAGUCCGAAAAGUACAGUAACUACCACAAAGUACACGAAUUUGCGAGAGGAAUCCUUAAUGCUGAUUUCGAAGGCUGGAUCAAUCCGAUGUUGGACUUCGCUGCGAAACAACAGCAAAACAAGGAAUUGCUGGAAGAGUUUGUGCGCAGGAGCAGUGAUUUUGGCAUGACGCCGGAGGAGAUGAGGAGAAUCUGGCCGUACUCGGAACGGUAG